Macrosiphum euphorbiae (potato aphid) is the source of this 477-nucleotide messenger RNA. NCBI's taxonomy places the organism in Eukaryota, Metazoa, Arthropoda, Insecta, Hemiptera, Aphididae. The record is from the annotation of a GenBank genome assembly.
AUGAAUGAAAUUGAAAUCAGAAAAAAAAAAGCCGCAGCAUUUAUAGUCAUUCACCAAAUAUUAAAUAAAAAAACAAAAACAAAAACAAAACAUCGGCAAAGACGUUGGUGGAUAACAAAGUUAUACCAAAAUAAAUUACAUAACAAUGGCUCAAGUUUGUUAUCCACUUUAAAAUUCGACGAAAGCACUGGACAAUUCAAAAAUUUUCUUCGGAUGUCUUCACAAGAUUUUGAGACUUUAAUAAAUAUGGUUGGGCCAAAAAUACAAAAAAGUGAUACACGUUUUCGGAAAGCAAUUCCAGUCAAAGAACGAUUAGCGGUUACUUUACGCUUUCUUGCUACCGGUGAUUCGUACACAAGUUUGCAGUACCUUUUUGGGAUGUCCAAACAAAUAAUAUCACUUAUUAUUCCAGAAGUUUGUGAAGCACUUAUUGAAGGACUUCAAGAUAACAUUAAGGUAAAAUACAUAAUCAUAUAA